This is a messenger RNA of Entelurus aequoreus (snake pipefish), 3269 nucleotides long. RefSeq names its product JAZF zinc finger 1b (gene jazf1b). NCBI's taxonomy places the organism in Eukaryota, Metazoa, Chordata, Actinopteri, Syngnathiformes, Syngnathidae. Gene Ontology annotation, cellular component: nucleus. The coding region runs from base 127 to 861 and encodes 244 amino acids. The record is from RefSeq and is a predicted model, not a curated record. The transcript has 5 exons.
CCGUCGAUUUUGACGUCGACGGAGACUUGCUUGCCUGCCGCUCCAGCUGUUCCUCGCCGCUGUGCUCCCUCCGCCCGUCAGCCCGCUGCCGUGCUGUGCGCCCGCAUAUCCGAUGCCGCAGCGACCAUGACAGGCAUCGCCGCUGCUUCUUUCUUCUCCAACGCUUGCAGGUUCGGCAGUUGCGGACUUAACUUCGAUUCUCUGGCCGAGCUCAUCGUGCACAUCGAGGAUAACCACAUCGACACAGACCCUCGCCUUCUGGAGAAGCAGGAGCAGCAGCAGCCCACCUAUGUGGCCCUCAGCUACAUCAACAGGUUCAUGACAGAAGCUGCGAGGCGGGAGCAUGAUGCGCUGAAGAAGAAGAUGCAGCCCAAGUUAUCUGUGUCUCUGACGGGCAGCCUGUCCCGCAACAGCGUGUCUACGCCACCUCGCCACACCAGCGGGAACCUCACCCCUCCAGUCACCCCUCCCAUCACCCCUUCCUCAUCUUUCCGCAGCAGCACGCCCACAGGCAGCGAGUGCGACGAGGAGGACGUCGACUUUGAGGAGUCCGACAGCGACGAGUCGUGGACCACGGAGAGCGCCAUCAGCUCAGAAUCCAUCCUCAGCUCCAUGUGCAUGAACGGAGGCGACGAGAAGCCCUUCGCCUGCCCCGUGCCUGGCUGCAAGAAGAGAUACAAGAAUGUCAACGGGAUUAAAUAUCACGCCAAGAAUGGCCACAGGACACAGAUUCGGGUGCGCAAACCCUUCAAGUGCCGCUGCGGGAAGAGCUACAAGACAUCUCAGGGUCUUCGUCAUCACACCAUCAACUUCCACCCGCCCAUCUCCGCCGACAUCAUCCGCAAGCUGCAGCAGUCGUGAGGUCAUAAGGUCAUGCCGAAAGGUCAACAUCACCAGCAGCAGUGUUUCUUCUUCACUCUGUCACACUAUACUUCUUCUUUAUUUGCAUGCUUUGGAACCCACAUGACUUAUUAGGAUUCAUCCACGCUUCUUUUUAACUUUUGUAUUUUGCACAGUCAAGCUAUGAAAAUGUCGAGUUUAUUUUUGACGUAUAUAUUUUUUUUGGGGUGGGGGGGGGGCCUAUGGUGCUUGUUGGUGAAACAAAUCGCCUGACGUGUCGUUUUUCAUCACCAUGCCUUGUCAAUGCCAAAAAUGCACCCCUUUUGAAGGCCACAACAUUAGGCACACCAGCACAAUAAUGACUGAAUAAAUCCAUGUGAGGAUUUUAGCAUGUGCCUAAAAUUGUGGCCAGUCAGAGUAUAUCUCAUUUUAUUAUCGCCCACGUGUGAGCACCCAACUCAGGUGACGUUUGCAAGCAUUUCAGCAACGUGUUCGAACAGUGUUUUAACUCCUCAAUAUCAAGCACUUUUUCUCUCUUAACAAGUUGCCAACCAAUGAGCAUUUUUGCCAACCUCACGUUCCUAGUUCAUGUAAAUAUGAGGGGUAGGGGUGUCUCAAUACGAUACUGAUAUUGGAUAACGGUUCGAUAUCAUCAAAAGUGCCGGAUGAUAUCGGCCACAAGCAGUCCUGCAGAGCCUUGACUUGGACAGCCAGUUGUCAUCUAAAUGUCCUCCAAAAAGCACACAAGGUUGGUCUAUUUUUCUAUUUUAGUCAAGUCCUUUACUAAAGGUAAACAUGUAGUCUCUCUGAGCUAGCAGCUACACAACAGCUAAGCACACAAAGUAGAAGUGCUUAGUAAGUGUUUAAAACAGGACAUUUUUCAAUAUAAACAAGUAUGAAAUAAUCAUAGUUGCAUAUAACCGAUACGAAAAGUCUACAAGGCAGGAGUGUCUUAGAAAGUGUCCAGUAACAAAUGUGUCCGCAUCAUCUUUUGACUUACUGUGACAUGAGCCUAACUUCAUGAAUCGUGAUGGCCAAAGAAACAAUUACCACUCCACUUCAACUCAAUGAUUGCGUAAGUCUAUUCCAGAUGGUUAAUAAUAAAUAGGUUUGUGUUUUUCACACCUGCCAUUGGUGUCAUUUCCCUUUCGCCUAAUUUCAGGAGAUCAAACCUUUUCCAACAUUCCACGCUACAAGAUGAAAGUGUGUAUUAUGAUUCCUGCUGAUAUCGUAUCGGACAAAUAUCGGUAUUGACCAAAAGGCUCCAAUAUCAGUAUUGGAAAUGAAAAAGUUGUAUUGGGACAGCCCUAAUAAAACGAAAGUGAAAGUAUACAAGAGCUACUGUAUACUGACAGUUUGGCAGUCAAAGUUUCAAUGUUUCCAGUUUUGUGAUGUUUGUCUUUGUCUUGAAUCGUCAACCAUUCCAGAAUCCAGAUGGUGUCAGUGGAGGCAGAUGUUGGAGCAGGGGUGUCUGAACAAAACGUGGCUACAUUUUUACUUUUGCAAGCUUUUUUUUUUUUUCCAUUGAUUCUUAGCAUAUUCUGAGAGAGUCAACAAUUCAUUAUUAAUAGGAUGUCAUAUCUAUAUUAUGAGUAGUGCUGUCAAAAGAUUCUUGUUUUUUAAUCAGAUCAAGCACGAUUAAAUCAGUAAAAGUAAUCAGUUGCUUAAGUUGAAUAACUUCAAAAAAGACCCCAAUAUUUGGACACAAAUGCAAUUUGAUAAUCAGAAUGUCAUACAGGGACGCAUUUUAAAUGUGUUGCUUCAAUGCACAACAUUUAUUUGCUCCAAAAAUGUGGACAGUUUUAAUUAAAGUCCAGUGCGGGUGUAUUUUUAAGUGAAAUUUGCACAUUCGGAUCUGAUGUUUGCAUUGAUCUGACCAUACAACAACACACCUUUUUGGUAACCAUUUGUGGUUAAAAUAAACUGUGGGAUUAAUCUGCGUAUAUGCAUGAUUAAUUGUGAUUAAUCACAAUUUAAUGCAUUAUAUUUGACAACCCUAAUUUUGAGAUAGUACGGUAUCAUGCGACCCUCACGAGUAGUUUGGACACCCCUGCAUUCCUGAUGUCUAUUUGUAGUUGUGAAGCUGUGUUCUAAGAGCUAAAGGAGGCCUUUGCACUACACUAGUUUUCAUGGUAUUAAAAAAAAAAAGUGCCACCAAUCAUGUUUUAGAAAUCGAUUUUUCACUGCAUGGCAUGGAUGUUUGCAUUUUGAUGGAGAGUUGUGACAGUGUUGUACUGCCAGACGUCUUUAAUAAGCGUGUACAGUGAAUGUAAUAUGCUUCAAGUGCAUUAAAUUAUAUUUUCAUAUGUUUCUGGAGGAGGGGUGGUAAAAAAAGACUAUUAUGUAAAGAAGGUAUUCAUGUUUAAAAAAAUUUAAAAAAACAAGCUGCUUCAUGUACAUUUUUGUUAUGUUUGGAAUAAAAAGGUGUU